UCACAGAUAAAUAACACGCGGAGCUUCCGUUGGCUCGUUAUACCGGGAUCAGUAGCUUACAACUAUUUAUUUAUACUGCACCCUACUAUUAAAAUUAAUUAUUUAUUCUGUACUAUGGGAACAGAAAGUUUCUGGCUGCUGCUUAUCGGAUUUUCUCUUAUUGCGAGCGAACCAAUCUCCAACUCUACUCAAGUGUUUGCUAGUAACUCCUCUGAGCUGACGGGGGACUACAGUGACAUCCAGUCCAAGUUCUCCAUCAGAAACCCAGAAUUCCCUGACGAGGAUCUUUGCUAUCUCGUCCCGGGACAACGGGACUCUAUUUCGGACUGCAACUUCAAAAAUGAUUCCCAAACCUUCCUCAUUAUCCACGGAUGGUCGGUGGCGGGUCUGUUUGAGAGCUGGGUCUAUAAGCUGGUGUCGGCUCUGUUUGAACGUGAACCCAGUGCCAAUGUUAUUGUGGUGGACUGGCUGGAUCGGGCCAACAAACACUACCCCAAAUCAGCAGAAAACACCAGACUGGUGGGGGCAGACGUGGCCAAGUUUGUCAACUGGCUGGAGGAGAUGGACUAUCCUCUGGAAAGAGUGCAUCUGUUAGGCUACAGUCUCGGUGCACAUGUGGCCGGAGUCGCAGGAAACCUCACCAACAACAAAGUCAACAGAAUCACAGGUCUGGACCCCGCGGGCCCCAGCUUUGAGAAUGCUGAGAGUCUGAGGCGUCUGUCUCCUGAUGAUGCCAGCUUUGUGGACGUCCUGCACACAAACACCAGAGGCUCGCCGGACCUCAGCAUCGGCAUCCAGAGACCUGUGGGUCACGUGGACAUUUACCCCAACGGAGGCACCUUCCAGCCGGGCUGCAACAUUCAGAACACCAUGAAGCUCAUCGCCACCUACGGCAUUUACAACAUGGAUCAGAUCGUCAAAUGCUCUCACGAGCGCUCCAUUCACCUGUUCAUCGACUCGCUGGUGAACCGGGCGUACCAGAGCUGGGCGUAUCGCUGCAGCUCCAGAGACGCCUUCAACAAGGGCCUGUGUCUGAGCUGCCGCAAGAACCGCUGCAACAAACUCGGCUACGGCGUCAACAAGAUCCGCAGAGCCAGGAGCGCAAAGAUGUACCUCAAGACCCGCGACAUGAUGCCUUUUAGGGUGUUUCAUUACCAGAUUAAACUGCAUCUGUUCAGCGACAAAAACAUGACUUUGCUGGAGCAGCCAAUGAAAGUGUCUCUGUUCGGGACGACCGAUGAGAGGGACGACAUCGCUGUCACUGUGCCCAGCAUGAGCACCAACAGCACUGUCUCGUUCCUGCUGACGUCUGACAAAGACAUCGGCGAGCUGCUGAUGCUGAGCUUACACUGGGAGAAAGACUCAUAUCUCUACAGCUUCUUCAGCACCAAUCAGUUCAUGAUCCGCAAGAUGAGGAUCAAAUCUGGAGAAACACAGUCCAAGCUAAUAUUCAGACCCAAAGAAGGAGAGUUUGUUUCACUGGUUCAGGGUGGAGACGCUGUUGUGUUUGUGAAGUCCAGCGAGACGCCGCAGAGCAGGAGACAGCAGAGGCAGCACAGACUGAAACAUCACGGGAGCUUCUUCAAACAGAGCAUCAACGACGCAACCGCAGACAUGAGUAAAGAACCGGCGUUACUUCAUAAUGAAUCAACAGAGAUCAUGACAGAAACCACCGCGCAGGUCAACACUACAAACGCUUUGAGAUUUUAUUAAUGUCAUCUGCACCAGAUAUACUGUAUCUGAACAUUUUCAUUCAAUGUGAAGUUGGGCUUGUGAAUUUCACAAACUUCCAGGUAACAUUUGCAACCAAAAUCAAAA
Cyprinus carpio (common carp) is the source of this 1818-nucleotide messenger RNA. It is a transcript of the gene lplb, whose product is annotated as lipoprotein lipase. The record is from RefSeq and is a predicted model, not a curated record. Gene Ontology annotation, biological process: lipid metabolic process. Gene Ontology annotation, molecular function: apolipoprotein binding; lipoprotein lipase activity. The transcript has 10 exons. The coding region runs from base 115 to 1713 and encodes 532 amino acids. Lineage: Eukaryota; Metazoa; Chordata; Actinopteri; Cypriniformes; Cyprinidae.